Messenger RNA from Enterospora canceri, 948 nucleotides. Lineage: Eukaryota; Fungi; Microsporidia; Enterocytozoonidae. The record is from the annotation of a GenBank genome assembly.
AUGGAACAGGAGGGAAACAACUCAUUGCGUAUUCCACAAAAUGAGGCUGCAUGUGCCUUGAUUGGUCGAUUUGUUGCUGGCAAUGGAGAGUGUAGAGUCAUCAACGUUGUCUCUGAGACUCCUUACUACGUGAGACACCUUCUUAAACAGCUUCAAUUUGACUACGUGGCUACCAGUAGAGACAGUCUUGAAGAAUGUGUUAGAAACAGCCUUAAUGUCACCUAUAAAGUGACUAAGAAUGCGUAUGAGGGAGAAGUGACUGAAAUAAGGCAUCUUGGGGAUGUAUACGAAAUAAGCUUAAUGAGUACGAAGGAGACGAAGAAGAUUUCUCUACCAAGUUAUUUGGUAGGGCAAAUUGAGUUGAUUCGCAUAGGAGACGUAGUUUACUGUGAGCCAAGUCUGGGGGUAGUGAAGAAGACUGGGCGAAGUGAGAACAAGGUGAAUGAACACGACUUAGAGGGUGGCAGAUACGUGCAUGUUCCAAAGGGACGUGUCAAUAAGCGCAAGGAGAAGGAGAUUACAGUCACAUUGAAGGAUAUUGAUCUAUCGUAUGGGAGCAAGGAGAAGGCAACUGAAUUCAUCAAAGAGAAACCAGGUGAAAUACGAAAUGCACUGAUUUGUGUUGAUUGCACCAGUGGUGAUUUGGAUGGGGUAUCAGAAGAAGUCAUCAGGAAGUACGCCAGUGAGUUCGACUGUUUCAAGUUCAUUCUGAUCAAUAGCAAAAUAAAGAAUGUGUUGAGAGUUGAACUCAGGGGCAUUGAUCAUGGUGAAUUAAUCAGGUUUGUUUGCAAGGAGGAGAAUUGUGACGGAGUCAUCAGCACUGAUGAGGGACGUGACUUGGUGUUGAAGACACUGAAAGAGAAACAGGACUCAUUUGAUGAGAUAUUGCAGGUGUUGAAGAUUAGCACUGGUAUUGAGGAAUUGAAGGAGAAUUUAAGUAUGAUUUAG